Molecule: messenger RNA, 2295 nt
Organism: Meriones unguiculatus (Mongolian gerbil)
Lineage: Eukaryota; Metazoa; Chordata; Mammalia; Rodentia; Muridae
Gene: Cacng7
Product: calcium voltage-gated channel auxiliary subunit gamma 7
Exons: 6
Coding region: 943-1770 (275 amino acids)
Biological process (GO): calcium ion transport; positive regulation of synaptic transmission, glutamatergic; neurotransmitter receptor internalization
Cellular component (GO): AMPA glutamate receptor complex; postsynaptic density membrane
Molecular function (GO): channel regulator activity; voltage-gated calcium channel activity
Source: RefSeq, a predicted model, not a curated record
CCCCGCUCCCAGCUCCGCGGUGGCUGCAGGACCCGGCUCUGCUCUGCGCCUGCCCGCCAGCUGCUCUAGGGACCCCGGCCCGGGACGCACCUUCCCGCCUUCUCAAGCUGCCCAGACCCCAGGCUCCGCCUCUUGCCUGGCUACUGCCCCAGUCCUCAUCAGGGGACCCCCCCACCCCGGCUUACCUCUUCUGUCUUUCCUCAGAGAGUAUCUAUCUAUCUAUCUAUCUAUCUAUCUAUCUAUCUAUCUCCCCCACCCCAUCUCCUACAAGCUCAAGGUCCCUGGAUUUGUUUCCCUUGGCCCAAGGCCUCUGAGCUCUCCUGCCUGAAUUCUGGGCUAUCUGACCUCUCCACUUCCAGGGCCUCAGAAUCUCUGAGCCUCUGUAGUGGUGGGGGCGGGGACACCUGAAACAGCUCCAUCUGUCUCCCCCUUUCUGUCUGUCUCUUCCAGUCUCGGGACUCGUGAGUUCCAGAAUAUCUCUCUCCCUCUCCUCUCUCUCUCUCUCUCUCUCUCUCUCUCUCUCUCUCUCUCUCUCUCUCUCUCUCUCUGUUUCUGCCCCUUUUGGGCUGUGUUUCCAUUCUCUCUCCCUCCCUUCCUCCCCCCAUCCUGAAGGCUCAUCUCAUUCCCUCUCUGCAUCCUUCUCCCUCCCUCCCCGCCCCUCCCCUCUUCCUCAGUAGCCAAUGAGCGGCCGCCGGUCCCUGCUCCCGGCUGCGUCCGCUGAGUGAGGCCGCGGGCGCGGGGGGGUGGGGGGUGGGAGGCCGGGAGGGGGCCGGGACGCCGGGCUCGGGGGCGGGGGCGGGGGGCGCGGGCACCGGAGACCCCGGUGGCGGAGGCGGCGGCCGGGGAAAACCGCGGGGCCGGUCAUGCGGCUGCGGGGCCCGCGGCCCGGAGCGUCCGCCCAGCCCUGAGAGAGGCCCCGCAGGGCGCCCCCCGCCGCUCAGGAUGAGUCACUGCAGCAGCCGCGCCCUGACCCUGCUGAGCAGCGUGUUCGGUGCCUGCGGCCUGCUCCUUGUGGGCAUCGCGGUCAGCACGGACUACUGGCUGUACAUGGAGGAGGGGACCGUUUUGCCGCAGAACCAGACCACCGAGGUCAAGAUGGCGCUGCAUGCCGGCCUCUGGAGAGUCUGCUUCUUUGCAGGUCGGGAGAAGGGGCGCUGUGUGGCUUCUGAAUACUUUCUUGAACCAGAGAUCAACUUGGUGACGGAAAACACGGAGAAUAUUCUGAAGACAGUACGCACAGCUACUCCCUUCCCUAUGGUCAGUCUCUUCCUCGUGUUCACCGCCUUCGUCAUCAGCAACAUCGGCCACAUCCGACCUCAGAGGACCAUUCUGGCCUUCGUUUCUGGCAUCUUUUUCAUUUUAUCAGGCCUCUCCUUGGUGGUGGGCUUGGUUCUGUACAUCUCCAGCAUCAAUGACGAGGUCAUGAACAGGCCCAGCAGCUCUGAACAGUACUUUCACUAUCGCUACGGGUGGUCGUUUGCCUUCGCUGCUUCCUCUUUCCUUCUCAAAGAGGGGGCCGGAGUCAUGUCCGUGUACUUAUUCACCAAGCGCUACGCGGAGGAGGAGAUGUAUCGCCCGCACCCUGCCUUCUACCGCCCGCGUCUCAGCGACUGCUCCGACUACUCGGGCCAGUUCCUGCAGCCCGAAGCGUGGCGUCGAGGCCGCAGCCCUUCCGACAUCUCUAGCGACGUCUCCAUCCAGAUGACGCAAAAUUACCCUCCGGCCAUCAAGUACCCCGACCACCUCCACAUCUCUACUUCACCGUGCUGAGGCCGGACUCCCACUCUCUCCCCUUCUCCCUCCCCUCCCCCGCGCCUCUCCCACGCAGCCCCAAUCCCUUAAGGGACUCUUGGCUGAGGGAUGCUGUGCCAUCUCCAAGCCUCUAUCCAUCACCCUCAUUUCAAUGGCUCCACCCUCUUUCCAAUAUCUCCUCAUGGUUCAUUAUACUUCCAAAUGAUUCCCUCCCCACCCGCCCCCGGUGAACCCGUCCCCCUUCCCUUAGGUCCCUCCCCACCAGGUUUGCUAUCUUCUGGUGGUAUCUCGCGCCCAGCUCCCCCAACCCCGCCGGAUUCUCGCUUCCCCGCAGGGGUGUUGGGAUGGAGAGUGGGUGUGGCCGCCACUGGAACUCCCCUCCAUUCUCUCCUAACGCCACACUACGCCCCCUGCAGGUCCCUGACCCACUUCUACUGCUCCGGCCAGGGGCCGCAGGGGUACGACAAUGACUGACCUUGACUUUUCCUUUUCUGUUGCCUCCGGGAGACUCCAUUCCCUCUUUUUCCUUUCUCCUCUGGAAGG